Menidia menidia (Atlantic silverside) is the source of this 873-nucleotide messenger RNA. Lineage: Eukaryota; Metazoa; Chordata; Actinopteri; Atheriniformes; Atherinopsidae. The record is from the annotation of a GenBank genome assembly.
AUGAGCUCCGGGUCGUCCUCUGCAGCCACAAAGGCCAAAAAUCAGCAGCUCAUGCAGGAAAAUGACCAGUUGAAGUCAGUCUUAAAUCUGCUCAAGGAAAACAUGGAGCUGAGAGCCAGGAUGCAGAGCUGGAACGACGAGACUUUGGAGGAGUUCACAGGAACAAAGUCAUCCUGUCUCGGACAGUCCAGCAUUAAUGAGCGACGGUUCAAGAGAGACUUGCAGCAAACCAAAACAGAGCACGAGCACCGGACAUCGUCUCCCAUCGACUUUAAGACUCUCCUCCAGUGCUCUGCACACAAAGACACAGAGGAGGCAGCGGAGGUCAACAGCUGCCGGGCUGAUGUUCCCGUUUCUGUCACAGGUCUCUUCCUCACAGCAUUUUAUGACCCACAAGACCUGUGCUUUUUCCCAAAAAAAUCUCCACCAAGGAUGUUUGGAGAGAUUGCCUAUCAACUUGAUAGGAGGAUUCUGUCUUAUAUAUUCCAGGCCCAUGAGAGACUCUACGGUUUCACACUGUUCAACAUACCAGAGAAAAUUGUUAGCACACACCCUCUGACAGGAAAGGUGGAUGAGGGCUAUCAGCUUCAUCUCACUCAAAGGUAUGUGGACCUCAUGGAUAGGCUGAGCCAGCUCGGGUACAAACCAGGUCUCCAUCCUUCUUUCUCUGAAUUCAUCGUCAACACCUAUGGGAUCCUAAAGGGGAGGCCCAGUAAAAACAGUAGCAGUGGGGCCGACUGCAACAGCCCGGACUUUUUGAGAAAGUUGAUAAUGUCUACUGCUCCGAAAAAACUUCAGAAGGACCUGCUGCUGCUGCUCACUUGUCUCUGCGACAUGGCAGUGAAGGACGAGAAGCCUCUUCUUCUCUGGUAG